GGUUUACUUUACACUUGAGUAGAUAUAGAAGAAUAGAAAAUGCAGUUGGACAUUGUAAAUUUUUGAAGCUCAUGGAAAAAUUGGUGACCCUUUCAGACAAGAUUAUUGAAGCGUGGAACCGUUAUAUUAUGGUGUUUUGAUUCAGAAUCACCAGUUGCGCGGGCGCAGCGAAAGUGAACAUGUGUCAUACCUUGCAUUGUAUUGUGAUAUUUGCCUUUAUUGUAUUGAAUUGCGAAGCUUUAACCUGCCGUUCAGAAGGCGGACCUAAGGAAAAUGAGCUCAAAUCCAUAUACAUGACUUGCUUGAAGAAGCAAGAAGGGAAAAACACCAGCGAUUCUCACGGGUACACAGAGGACCAGGAUUUGAAGGAAACUAGGGGCCAAUCGAAGUUUCAUCCAAAAACCAAAUGGAACAGCGGCUCUAUGGGAGAUAUAGAUGACAGAAUAAGAGACAGGGAUGAUAGAGACGAUAGAUCAAAUCGGGAUGAUAGAUCGAGAAAUAGAGACGAUCGAAUGGGAGACAGAAAUGACAGAAUGGGUGGAAGAGAAGAAAUGUUCGGUAGAGAUAGAGCAGGCGGACGGGAUAAUAUGAAUGGCAGAAAUAAUAUGAUGGAUAAAAAUGAAGAUAUGAACAGAUUUGGAAGGGAACCGUAUGGUGAUCGACAAGGUUUUCCGCAAAGCGAUGAAUACGAUAGUGAAAUGAUCCGUUACGGGCAACACUCUACAACCCAGUCGUCCCGAAGGUUCAAGAGGAGCAGACGUACGGAAAUUAACUCUGGACAAAGAAGUCAGUACAAUCCGAAUACCAGAAAGACCUCGCAGUACGAGGAAACAUUUAAGAAUGAUGACAAGAACUCCAGUAAUUCUAGCAGAGAAAUAGAUAACAAAGCAUGCGCUUUGCAUUGCUUUAUGGAACAGCUGGAAAUGACAGGUGACAAUGGUAUGCCAGAUAGAUAUCUGGUUACACAUGCUAUCACAAAAGAUGUGAAGAAUGAAGAUCUAAGGGAUUUUCUGCAAGAAUCGAUUGAAGAGUGUUUCCAGAUACUUGACAAUGAAAACAGUGAAGACAAGUGUGAAUUUUCGAAGAAUCUAAUGAUGUGCUUAUCAGAAAAAGGACGAGCCAACUGUGAUGACUGGAAAGAUGACCUACAAUUUUAAUUUUGUAACAGAUUUUAUUAAU
Ostrinia nubilalis (European corn borer) is the source of this 1179-nucleotide messenger RNA. It is a transcript of the gene Obp59a, whose product is annotated as general odorant-binding protein 71. Bases 180 to 1157 code for a protein of 325 amino acids. Gene Ontology annotation, molecular function: odorant binding. The record is from RefSeq and is a predicted model, not a curated record. The transcript has 5 exons. Lineage: Eukaryota; Metazoa; Arthropoda; Insecta; Lepidoptera; Crambidae.